Notothenia coriiceps (black rockcod) is the source of this 763-nucleotide messenger RNA. Its product is annotated as dead end protein 1-like. The transcript has a single exon. The annotation marks the transcript as partial. The record is from RefSeq and is a predicted model, not a curated record. Lineage: Eukaryota; Metazoa; Chordata; Actinopteri; Perciformes; Nototheniidae.
CAAUCAGGAAGAAGUUUGAUUUGAACAUCACCAUCAAAUGGCAGACCACAAUGAAGUCGACCACUGACGAGCCCCCCCCUCCACAUAAAUUCUCUAAAAGCCUCUUUCCGACCCCCCUGAAGCCGCCACGCCACGUUCUCACCCCUCUACGCCCCCCUCCCCGCCUGGCCCGCCCUCCAUCCAGGGAUGCCAGGGAAUUCUGCAAAGCAGUGGGAGAACCCGCUGUCCCCCAGACCCCGCCCCCUCCCAGCUCCUCCUUCUGCGCCUCUUCCCUGGAGGGUCACCUCACGUCCUCAGGGUCCCUCCACUGCCCCAUGGCGCUGCUGUGUGAGCUGUGUGAGGCGAAGGGUGUUGGGGUGCCGCAGUGCAAUCUUACGCUGAACCAAGCGGGGUCCAAGGGCUUCAUGUUCUUCUUUUAUAAGCUGUCCGUCCCCGGGAUAACCCCCGACUUCAAAGGGCAGGUCAUGAUCUUACCGGGACCCUCUGCCUACGACACGGUGGCGGAAGCUCAUCAGGCUGCGGCUCUGCAGGUUCUGCAGAAGAUCUGCAACAAUUAGCCCCCCCAGCUGAUCACCACCCCCUCCUGCAGCACUGUUUGCUUGUUAAUGUUAUUUACAGAUAGAUGUUCAAUAUUUUUAUCUUAUUUUAUCUGCAUGCUUUUAUUAUAGUUCGCUUGUUUGUCGUUCAACUUCAGUGUUUUAUUUGUGCAUGCUUUUUACGUGUUACUCUUUAUUGUUUCCUCAUUUUUAAUAAAUGAGAUUGA